AUGUCUGACAAUUGUGAAAAUAUUAGAGACUCUUCAGAGGAGGACACCGACCAGAUGCAGGGAGUGCACUUUAUCAAUCUGGAAGAGAUCAUGGACAUAUUUGAAGAGCAACAACAAAGAGAGGAGCAAGAGUUCAGAGACUCUUCAGAUGAGGACAACCACCAGAUGCGGGGAGUGCACAUUAUCAAUCUGGAAAGGAUAAGGGAAAUAUCUGAAGAGCAACAACAAAGAGAGGAGCAAGAGUUUGAGUAUGGCAACAUUCGUGAACGAGAAGAAGUCAAGAGAAGAAUAAUGGAGUUGGAAAAGGCCUACAAACAGAAGAGAGAGGUCUUUGAGCAGCAGCUUCAGCUUGGACAGGAGCUGGAGGCAGAGAUGAACAAGAUAGCAGCUGAAAACAAAGACUUCACCAACACAGAGAAAGAGUACCGAAAACAGAAGGCGGAAAGCAGAAGAAAACUGAGAGAGAGGGAGGAUGUUGAAACUCAGGAGAGACACCAGGAGCUCAUGUCGGAGGAGGAAAGCAGGACGCGGAGAAGCUAUAUGAAGGAGGUGGAGGAUGAGACUCGGUUGCUGAGGAAGCAAAAGGAGGAGAAGACUGCUGAGCUGGAACAACUUUUACAGGGAAAUAAUGAUAAGGAGCAAAUACAAAAUCUGAGUGAAGCUGAGAAGGAAUCAAAGCCCAAACUUGAGCAGGUUCAGGAAGAACUACAGAGAAAAGAUGCAGAGGUGGUCACGAUAUCCUGGACCUUGAUUCAAAAUAAUAACCAGAUCGGGGAGAGAUUAAGCACCAUAGAGGAUCUCAGGCGGGAACAGCAAGAACUUCAAGAAAAACUGAAAAAGAGACAGCAGAAGCAGAUUUUAACUGCAGAGAAGGCACCAUCAACAAAAAGACAUUGGUCUUCAGCUUUGGAUCUGUUCUUUCAGGAACAGCGAGAACUUCGAGAGAAACUGAACAAGUUGAAGCCGAUAUUAUCUGCACAGAAGGCCUCAUCAACAUCAACAGUAAGACUGAAACAUGGGUCAUCAGCUAUGGAUGUGAAAGAUGAGAGGCACCCAAAGAAUGACAAAUGGUUGCAAUGUUUGAUCUUCCUGUGGAAAGGAGUGAAGGUAGCAGGAUACAUUACCUUUUGUGUCCUCCUUCCUGUUGGAGUUAUUGCCUCCAUGGCCCCUGACUGCAACCUUCCAGACCAUGACUGUGACCUUUAUAAUGUAGUUUACGACCUGUUAGAUUCCUACUGUCCACAUCAUGCAUCACCCGUUUAGUAAUACUAAGAAAGCAGUGGUGAAAUAAGUAUUUAUAUACCUAAGUAGAAGUUUUAAUAUCUUAGUGUAAUGUAGUGUUAAUGUUGUCUUAUAUAGUGUAGUAAAGUAUAAUAUUUGCCUGUAAAAUGUAGUAGAAAUAUAAAGUAGCAUAAAAUGAAAAUAAUCAAUCAAGUACAAGAACAGUAUUUAAUUAAAUGUAAUCAGUUAAAUUCCACCACUGCUAGACAUUUAACCGCGACAAACCACAAGCUAACAAUAUGAGACUGAGAGGACUCAACCACCUAACUGCACCUGUCCGCCCAGGAAGGGGGUUCCUCACUUGUGGUCCUUCCCAAGGUUUUCUUCCAUUUUGUGGGAGUUUUCCUAUGCCCUCUUGAGGAGGAUGUAAUUAAAAAAAUUCAGCAUCACUAUACAAAAUGUAGGUGGACUUAAACAGAUUCAAAAUGUUGCCGGAUGCGCUGUGAUUGGCUUGUGGGGGAUGAGGCGAGUCUGAUUGGUUAGCUGUGGGAGCGAUACACCCAUGCUUAUUGAAUGAAAGAGCGAGUGAGUGAGACAGAAUCGAUAGGCAUAAUCUCUAGAAAAAACAGGCCUACUUGCGGAGUAGCCUAUUCACAUAUAGCCUUGUUUUAUUUAUUUGCUUAUCUUACUUUUUACACUGCUGCUAAUUUUAGCACAUGUGUAUUUCAGAAAAAAUUGGAUAUGGCUAACUUACAUACAUUUUUUAGUGGGAAUGCUGACACAGCAUUCCCACUAUCUGUUAUGAUACGCACAAAAUUCUUUAUUAUUCCGCCGGGUUAUUUUGCGC
Messenger RNA from Gymnodraco acuticeps, 2068 nucleotides. RefSeq names its product trichohyalin-like. NCBI's taxonomy places the organism in Eukaryota, Metazoa, Chordata, Actinopteri, Perciformes, Bathydraconidae. The coding region runs from base 1 to 1263 and encodes 420 amino acids. The transcript is spliced from 14 exons. The record is from RefSeq and is a predicted model, not a curated record.